AGCACGCGUGAGACAGUUGCUCGACGAGGGUUGGGAGUUAAUUCAGUUGGUCUUGUUUUGACUUGAGGGGGGGCAUUCGUCUCGAGCUUAUCGUGCUUUUGUCAUGUCUGACUGGGAAGCGGACAGCGAUGAGGAUGGACCUCACAGAGCCGCCCCCCAGCCCUCUCGGGCUUCACCUGUAUGGGGCUCGGCGACGGAAGCAGCUUCUCCGGAAGUCUGUGGAAACCGAGUCGCAGGCGAAGACAAAAAGGACAGGGGCGACGGGUGGAAAGGGCGUUCGCGGCUUGUUGCUGCCCGCGAGCCGUGGCAAUCAAGGCCCUUGGAGUAUCGGGCCCGGAGGUCCCCUGGAGGAAGAGGCCGAGAGCGCGCAGGGUCGCCACCGCUCUGCUUCCACCUGGAUAACGCGCUGGUCGGCACCCUCAUAGGUCGAGGUGGAGCUAAAAUAAAAGAACUUGAAGAAUCUUCAGGUUGCAAAAUACAGGUUGUAAGAGGAAACUACGAAGCUGAAGUAAAGAUAUUUGGUGGUAAUGAUAAGCAGACAAAAGCCAAAACGCUGAUUGAUGAUCUUAUUGAGAGGUGCAGUCAGAGCAAUGCAGGAGAAAAGUAUGAAAAAGAUUCCUUCAAGUACCAGCAUGUUGGGACCACUAGUUACCAUUCUAGUCGUUCUGGAGCUUUGAAGUCUGUAGAUGGUAAUCCAAAGCAGUCCAUUAACUGGGCUUCUCUCAGAGAAAAUAAAGCAAAAUAUGAAGCAAUGAAAUGGGCUGAUUUACCUCCAAUUGAAAAAAGGUUUUACAAAGAGUCAACAAGGAUUGCUUGUAUGUCACAAGAUGAAGUUGAUAGGUGGAGAAAAGAGAACAAUAAUAUCACAUGUGAUGACCUGAAAGAUGGUGAAAAACGUCCUAUUCCCAAUCCUAUCUGUAAAUUUGAAGAUGCUUUUAAGCACUAUCCUGAUGUUAUGGCAAAUAUAAGGAAAGUUGGGUUUCAAAAGCCUACACCCAUUCAGUCACAGGCCUGGCCAAUAGUGCUUCAAGGAUAUGAUCUAAUUGGAAUAGCACAGACUGGUACUGGGAAAACAUUGGCUUAUCUGAUGCCAGGAUUCAUUCACUUGGAUUUGCAACCGAUUCCUAGAGAAAAACGUGGUGGACCAGGUAUGUUAGUUCUCACUCCUACUCGAGAACUGGCUCUUCAAGUUGAGGCAGAAUGCUCAAAAUAUUCUUACAAAGGCAUUAAAAGUAUUUGCAUAUAUGGUGGUGGAGACCGGAAGGGGCAAAUCAGCUUGGUUACCAAAGGCGUGGACAUCGUUAUUGCUACUCCUGGUAGACUGAAUGAUCUUCAGAUGAACAACUUUAUAAAUCUGAGAAGCAUAACAUACUUGGUGUUGGAUGAAGCUGAUCGGAUGCUAGAUAUGGGAUUUGAGCCUCAAAUAAUGAAGAUUUUAUUAGAUAUUCGUCCUGACAGACAAACAGUUAUGACUAGUGCUACAUGGCCAGAUGGUGUCCGUCGCCUUGCAAAAUCAUAUUUGAGAGAUCCAAUGAUUGUAUAUGUUGGAACUCUUGAUUUAGCGGCAGUAAAUACAGUGGAGCAGAAGGUGGUUGUUAUUCCAGAAGAAGAAAAAAGAGCUUUCACACGUUAUUUCAUUGAUACUAUGAAGUCUAAAGACAAGGUCAUCAUUUUUGUGGGAAAGAAACUUACUGCUGAUGACCUAUCCAGUGAUUUUGGUCUUCAAGGAAUUCCGGUUCAAUCUUUACAUGGCAAUAGAGAACAGUGUGAUCGUGAACAAGCUUUGGAGGACUUCAAGAAAGGUAGAGUUCGUAUACUGAUUGCAACAGACUUAGCCUCUCGUGGGUUAGAUGUGCAAGAUAUCACUCAUGUGUUUAAUUUUGACUUCCCUCGCAAUAUUGAAGAAUAUGUUCAUAGAGUAGGCCGAACUGGUCGAGCUGGCCGCACAGGUGAAGCUGUAACUCUUGUGACUAGGAAUGAUUGGCGGAUUGCAUCUGAACUGAUUGAAAUUCUAGAAAGAGGAAACCAGGUAAUUCCCGAAGAGCUAAUUUCGAUGGCUCAGAGAUACAAGCAGUUUCAGAUGAAAAAAGAAAUGGAAAAGGAUUGUGGAAGGCCUCGUGGGCGAUCACAAAAAAACAUUUAAUGCAGUUAGAGAUCCUAAACGCUGUAUAUGCAGAAAUGUUAGUAACAACUUAAGUAAAAAGCCAUAUUUUUCAGUCCUUAUAUCUUGCAGACCUCAUUUAGAAAAACUUUGAUUUUCCUCAAACUCUGCAGUUUUCAGUAAGUAUAUUUCCAGAUUUGAGAAGAAUGCAUAUUAUAUAUGCAUUGUAAAGUGAGUCAUAUGUUUACACAGUAGACAUCAAGUGUUAAUUGCAACUUCUCUUAAAUAGUUUGAACAUAAGGGCCUUAAUGGGAUAGAGAAUAGGACACAUACAGUACGCUGAUUACAUCUUCUCAUGAUCAGGGAGGAAACUUAUAUAGCAAAGUGAUAAUUUGUCAACUUUCCAGUAACACCUUGACCAGUGAAGUUCAGAAAUAUUGAAAAUUAUGCCUGCUUCUAAUUAUUUUGAAACGUCUCCAUUUACUGUGAAAUAUUUUAAUAUCAUACUAUAGCAAAUGAGCAGACGUAUAUUCAGUUUCAGACUUCAGUUAAGAUUAAAGAAUCCAAUAACUUUCUCUGUUAUAAGUAAAGAAUGUUAAUUCUUGUUUCCUGAUUUGCAGUUUUGUUAGAAGGGAGAAAUGUAUUUCACAGAAUGUCAACAAAAGUUCUGACAAGUUCAAAAGAAAUGACAAUGAAGCUAACAGGUUUCUAUUCCCUCACCUUAUUUUAAAAUUAGUCCUAAAUGUGUUUUGAUUGGUAGAAUGUCCAAAUGUAAUGUAUUACCAUGCCAAACAAAUUUCACAUAGUGGAUUGUUAUUGAGUCUGAAACAACACCCCCUUUUUUCCCCCAGUAACAUUCUCCUUUCUGUGUCUUCUCUUCGUACUCAUUAAAAUGGUGACCUUUAGAGAUAUUUUA
This is a messenger RNA of Heteronotia binoei (common prickly gecko), 3017 nucleotides long. RefSeq names its product DEAD-box helicase 43 (gene DDX43). Bases 104 to 2143 code for a protein of 679 amino acids. The record is from RefSeq and is a predicted model, not a curated record. Lineage: Eukaryota; Metazoa; Chordata; Lepidosauria; Squamata; Gekkonidae. Gene Ontology annotation, molecular function: RNA helicase activity; RNA binding; ATP binding. The transcript is spliced from 16 exons.